CUGAACUCUCAUCUGUCAACACUGGCAAAUAUUCAUAAAAUCUACCACACCCUUAAUAAGCUAAAUCUUACAGAAGACAUUGGCCAAGACGAUCACCAAACAGGAAGUCUGCGGUCUUGCAGUUCUUCAGACUGCUUCAGUAAAGUGAUGCCACCGAGGAAAAAGCGAAGACCUGCGUCUGGGGAUGAUUUAUCUGCCAAGAAGAGUAGACAUGAUAGCAUGUUUAGAAAAUAUGAUUCAACUAGAAUAAAGACUGAAGAAGAAGCCUUUUCAAGUAAGCGAUGCUUAGAGUGGUUCUACGAAUACGCAGGUACAGAUGAUAUUGUAGGGCCUGAAGGCAUGGAGAAAUUUUGUGAAGACAUUGGUGUUGAACCAGAAAAUGUAGUUAUGCUUGUCCUAGCCUGGAAGCUGGAUGCACAAAAUAUGGGUUAUUUUACUCUACAGGAAUGGUUAAAAGGAAUGACCUCUCUACAAUGUGAUACAACAGAAAAACUAAGAACUACUUUGGAUUACUUAAGAUCAUUAUUAAAUGAUUCUACAAACUUUAAACUUAUUUACAGAUACGCGUUUGACUUUGCACGGCAAUCAAAAUACAAAGUUAUUAACAAAGACCAGUGGUGCAACGUGCUAGAGUUCAGCAGGACAAUUAAUCUUGACCUUAGCAACUACGAUGAAGAUGGAGCGUGGCCCGUUUUGUUGGACGAGUUCGUGGAAUGGUAUAAAGACAAACAGAUGUCAUAG
This is a messenger RNA of Elephantulus edwardii (Cape elephant shrew), 741 nucleotides long. It is a transcript of the gene DCUN1D4, whose product is annotated as DCN1, defective in cullin neddylation 1, domain containing 4. Gene Ontology annotation, molecular function: ubiquitin conjugating enzyme binding; ubiquitin-like protein binding; cullin family protein binding. Gene Ontology annotation, biological process: protein neddylation; positive regulation of ubiquitin-protein transferase activity. The transcript has 9 exons. Gene Ontology annotation, cellular component: ubiquitin ligase complex. Lineage: Eukaryota; Metazoa; Chordata; Mammalia; Macroscelidea; Macroscelididae. The record is from RefSeq and is a predicted model, not a curated record. Bases 148 to 741 code for a protein of 197 amino acids.